Messenger RNA from Quercus lobata, 2473 nucleotides. Its product is annotated as Integrin-linked protein kinase family. The record is from RefSeq and is a predicted model, not a curated record. Lineage: Eukaryota; Viridiplantae; Streptophyta; Magnoliopsida; Fagales; Fagaceae. The transcript has 12 exons. Gene Ontology annotation, molecular function: protein binding; protein serine/threonine kinase activity; ATP binding. Gene Ontology annotation, biological process: protein phosphorylation. The coding region runs from base 362 to 1807 and encodes 481 amino acids.
GAAGAAAUACAGUUGAGAGAGAGAGAGAGAGAGAGAUGGGCCCUCACCCCACCCCCAGGAGGAGUCGCCCUCAAAAUCAAAGACGGUAUUGACUGAAGCGACCCCCCCGUAGACUUUUAGGCGUAUACAGUAAAAUAUGAUACACUCCGUCUUUGAUUCUUCGUCACCAUCAAACAGGAUCUUCUGUCUCUAGCAACUACUAAGUAAAGAAACUCUCAAGAAAGGCAACUCACCCUCUCCUUCUCCUUCUUCUUAUCCACCAUCUAACACGCUAUCAUAUAUUCCCUCUUUUUUCUCGGUCUUUCUCUUUCCCAUUACAACAACCAAAUAACUCACAGCACAGACUACUGUGUACUUGCAUAUGGAGAGAAAUCCUAAUCCUAAUCCUAAUCCUAUUCCGCCAGCUCGGUCCAAGAUGAUGAGGCAGUCGUCUCUGGCGCCGGAGGGUGAGGAAAAUGCGACGGCGACUUCAACUGAUGGGGCGGAGGCGGAGGAGGCGAUUGAUUCUAGAGUUGGACUGAUGUACUUGGCCAACGAGGGAGACUUGGAAGGGAUCAAAGAGCUUCUGAACUCCGGCACCGACGUCAAUUUCCAAGACAUCGAUAAGCGAACCGCUUUGCACCUCGCUGCCUGCCAAGGCAGCACCGAUGUCGUCCAAUUAUUGCUUGAUCACAACGCCGUCGUUGACGCCAAGGACCGCUGGGGCAGCACGAUCUUCUCGCUGGAAAAUGAUUCUUGGUUUAUCUUACAGCCUCUUGCAGAUGCAGUGCACUACAAAAACCAUGAUGUUAUCAAACUUUUGGAGAAACAUGGUGCAAAGCCUCCGAUGGCUCCCAUGCAUGUGCAAAAUGCUCGCGAAGUCCCAGAAUAUGAGAUUGAUCCUAGGGAGCUUGAUUUUUCUAACAGUGUUGACAUAACAAAGGGAACCUUUCGCAUUGCAUUAUGGCGUGGAAUUCAAGUUGCUGUUAAAACUCUUGGGGAGGAAGUCUUUAGUGAUGAUGAUAAAGUGGAGGCAUUUAGGGAUGAGUUAGCACUACUUCAGAAAAUACGCCAUCCGAAUGUUGUCCAAUUUUUGGGUGCUGUAACCCAAAGCAGUCCGAUGAUGAUUGUCACAGAAUAUUUACCCAAGGGGGAUUUUUGUACUUAUUUGAAAAGAAAACGUUCCUUAAAGCCAAUAGUAGCUGUGAAGUUUGCACUUGACAUUGCUAGAGGAAUGAAUUACUUGCAUGAGCAUAAACCUGAAGCAAUAAUCCACCGAGAUCUUGAGCCUUCAAACCUACUGCGGGAUGAUUCUGGACAUCUGAAAGUUGCAGACUUCGGGGUCAGCAAGCAGCUGAAAUUUGCAAAUACUGUUAAAGAAAACCGACCUAUAACUAGUCAAGACGCAUCUUGGCGAUAUGUGGCUCCAGAGGUUUAUAAAAAUGAGGAAUAUGAUACAAAAGUGGAUGUAUUUUCUUUUGCUUUGAUCUUGCAAGAGAUGAUUGAAGGGUGCCCACCAUUUUCUACAAAUCCAGAAAACGAAGUUCCUAAAUUAUACGUCUCAAACGAGCGCCCGCCAUUUAGAGCUUCCACCAAGCAUUAUGCACAUGGAUUAAAAGAGUUAAUUCAGGAGUGUUGGAGUGACGAACCAUUCAAGAGACCAACAUUUAGGCAAAUAAUUGCGAGGUUGGAUGUCAUUAAUAACCAACUUGCUCAAAAUAGGCGCUGGAAGAUUGGGGAUCUUAACUGUUUUCGGAAUCUUGAGGCCUUUAUGAAGAGGAAUCGUUUAAAUCCAAGCAUCCGAUCAUCUAGCUCCACAAUCAGAUGAGUAAUAAUUGCCUUAAUGUGUGCAGAAUUUCAGUUCUUUACCAGCGUGAAGUGAGGAAGCUUUCUGUGGCAGGUUUCUGUUGUGCAAAAGUACAUACUGGUUUGACUUGAUUUCAUCUCACUUGUUAAACAAUGUCUUUCUCGCAUGUUUAGUUUAUUCUUUUGGGCCAAGGGCUACAAUUUAGACAGACAUAGAUGCAUGACAGGAUCACAGUUGCUACAUAUUGGAUCCGGCCUACUCGAUUACUCGUUUGAAGAACCCGACUUUUCUUAUGUUCUCAUGAAUCUAUCUGAACUUAUGGUUGAGUGGAAGUUUGUUACUUUAAUUGGUUCUAGAUGUUAAUUAAGGUGUAGAACUUCUGAGAUCUGUCCAAUGAAACUUAUGCUUCAGGUGAUUUUGAUUGUUCAACUUUGGUACAGAGCCUUCAAUUGGAUGGCAAGGCAGAGCCGUGUCAUUGCAGUUUACCAAAAAUCUCAGUCAAGAACAGGACAUCAGGAGCCCCACUUUCCUUGUCUGUUCCUUUAUCAAUCUUUUUCUUUGGUGCAAUUUUACUUGAAGUGUUCCCGGUGAUAAGUGACUUGAACGAUUCAAAACCUGAAUGAAUGAUAAGUAUGAUAAGUUGAUAGUAUGAGAUUUUCCAAUAUAUGUAAUUUGUAUAUUGUUUUC